Megachile rotundata (alfalfa leafcutting bee) is the source of this 3711-nucleotide messenger RNA. It is a transcript of the gene Nopp140, whose product is annotated as nucleolar and coiled-body phosphoprotein 1. NCBI's taxonomy places the organism in Eukaryota, Metazoa, Arthropoda, Insecta, Hymenoptera, Megachilidae. Gene Ontology annotation, cellular component: nucleoplasm; nucleolus. The record is from RefSeq and is a predicted model, not a curated record.
CAAUUCAUGGUUGACUGCAGCGCCAUUUACAGGAGGCCUAUAAGUGCGUAAAGUAUCAUCUGCCCAAUUGCAGUUAAUUUUUCAAGCUCUCUGCACGCGUCCACCAUGGCCUCCGCCGAGGAAUUAAGUGUUUCUGCUCUCGUGUAUGACUAUUUAUUAAAAAAAGACGCAUCGUUGGCGAAGGUUUUUCAAAAGAAAACGAAAGCGCCCACACUUCCAAAAGGUGCGCCAACGAUUCAGGAGGUUUACCAAUAUUUCCAAAAGACGUCCCCAAAGAAAUUAAAUGUAAAAGCACAAGCUAAAGAGAGCAGUUCAGAUUCAAGUUCAGAGAGCGAAGAUGAGGCCCCUAAGAAGGUUCCACAGUUAAAUGGAAAACCUGCGAUUAAUGCUGCAGUGAAUAAUCAACAAGAUUCUUCAGAUUCUUCGGAUGAUUCUUCCAGCAAAGAUAAAAAAGUAGCGCCAAAACUGACUGCAGAAGUUAAACCUGUUGCAAAAACUCAGUCCAAAAAACCGCCUGUAAAGAAAAAAGAGAGUUCAGACGAUAGUUCUUCAGAAGAGGAAGAAACAAAGCCAAAAGUACAACAGAAGCCAGUAGUAGCAUCUAAAGCACAAGAGUCAUCGGAUAGUGACUCUGAUUCAGACAGCGAAGAAGUAUCUAAAGCAAAAAUAACAGCUAAAACGAUUGCAAAACCAGCUGCACAGCAAGCAAAAGCUGUGGCAAGUAAGAAACAAUCAUCUAGUGAUGACAGUGAAGAACAAAGUCCAGUUAAACCAGUAUUAAAAAAACCACUACCUAGUAAAAAUGUAACAGCAACACCAGCAAAGAAGAAUGAAUCUUCGAGCGAUGAUUCUGACGAUUCCUCGGAAGAAGAAUCUCCGAAACCUCAAGCAGUUAAAGCUAAACCAGUCGCAGCAUCUACUCCGGUUGUUUCGAGACAGGCAUCUUCGAGCGACGACUCCGAUGAUUCUUCAGAAGAAGCAACCCCGGCAAAACCAGUGGCCGCGAAACAAAUUCAAAAACCUGUACAAAACAAAAAGGCACAGAAAUCUGCUCAGAACAAGAAAGAAGCAGUGAAACCUGGAAAGCAAGGUAAAGCUGUUCCAGCAAAACCUGUAGUAGUCGCACAGGAAGAAUCAUCGUCCAGCGAUGAUAGCAGCGAAGAUGAGAAACCAGUGGCUAAAACCCCUAUCGUUGCUACGAAAGCAGCAGCCGCAAAGAAAGCUCCUGCUAAGAAAGAAGAAUCUUCUAGCGAAGACAGUAGCGACGAAGAAGAGGAGAAACCAGUCAAAAAGGCAGUUCCUUCAACACCUGUCGCAGCAAAGAAGGCUCCCGUAAAAAAAGAAGAAUCUUCUAGCGACGACAGCAGCGAAGAGGAACCACCAAGUAAAAAGACCAAAGUAGUAGCCCCAGCAAAAUCUGUUGUAACUAAAAAGAAAUCUUCUAGCGAGGAUUCUGACGAUUCCGACGAUUCUGAUGAAAAACCGGUUGCAAAAGCUACACCUGCAAAGGCGGCGAAAAAUGCAGCAGUAGCAAAGAAAGCAUCCUCCAGUUCCGACGACUCAGACGACUCCGAAGAUGAGAAGCCUGUUGCGAAAGCACCUGCGAGUACUCCUGCAAAGACAAACGUUAAAGCUAAGGCAAAUGUCAAAAAGGAAUCGAGCGAAGAUUCUGAUUCAGAUUCAUCAGAGGAUGAGAAACCAGCAGCCACUCCAGUGAAAGUCUCGAAACCAAAAGCAACCGCGAAAGACUCAGAUUCGGACGAAAGUGAUUCGGAUGAGGAAACGGAGACAAAACAGAAAGCACAGCCAAAGACGCCAGGGAAAGCUGAAAAGCGAAAACAUAAAGAGGUAGACGAGGAAGAGGUCGAUGAGUCAGAAAAACCUGCAAAAGUUCAGAAGAACAACUACAGCAAUUUCGUGAAAGCAGGAAACAAUUUUAACGGUGACAAGGAGGACGAUCAGAAAGAGGGUGGUUUUAAACAUGGAGGAAGGGGUGGAUUCGGUGGAGGAAGAGGUUUCGGUCGUGGUGGCGAUAGGGGAGGUCGGGGCGGUCGUGGAGGCGACAGGGGCGGUCGUGGAGGUGACAGGGGAGGUCGUGGAGGCGAUAGGGGUGGUCGUGGAGGCGACAGAGGAGGUCGUGGCGGUGACAGGGGAGGUCGAGGAGGUUUCAGAGGCCGGGGAGGUUUCGGUGGCAGGGGCGGUUUCGAUGGCAGGAAAUCGUGGGGUGGAAACGACAGAGGGAACUCCGAAGGGGGUAACAACGAAGGAUUUAGGAGGUCAUGGGGUAGCAAUGACGGCGAAAGAGGGGGUCGCGGUGGUUUCAGAGGCAGUAGGGGUGGUGGCGGUUUCGACAAAAACAAGUCAUUCGAAACUUCGCCGCAACAGAAUAAAAAGAUAACGUUCGACAAUUGAUAAUUAGAUAAAUUUUAAGGUGAGGUGGGCCGGUUAGAUCGAAGUAGUCUAGUAAUCCAAGUCAAUUUUAAAAUGGUAAGUGAAGACGUAUCGUUUCUUUCCAACAGAAAGGCGCACGUGGAUCUUGGGGAGAAAAAGCAAAUUUGGAUCUCAAACACACAAGAGGGAAGGCUUUUCGUCACGAAAAGACGAAGAAAAAGCGUGGUAGCUACCGUGGUGGUCAAAUAGAUACUAGUAUCAAUUCAAUUAAGUUUGAUGAUUGAUUGAAUAUUUGUAUAAUAUAGAUGUUAUCGAUAUAUUUAAAUUAAGUGGAACAUCAUACGAAGUUAAGAGUCUUUAAGUUCUGUUUGCGAAGAAUGUGACGCAAGUGACGCGCAGUAAUUCAGUCUUAAAAAAUAUUUGACACGUAUUUUUUUCUGCUCACAAAUAUUCAGGCCAAAGUGAAAUUAGCUAUUUGAUGUGAUGAAUGUCUUUUUAAACGAAAAAUUGGGAUAUUUGUCAAAUAAGAAAUACGUGUUAAGUAUUUUUUGUUCGGUCUUGUCGUGCGCGCGUCAAUUUGGUAAAAUCGUUAGUAUUUCUUCAUUUACUUUUUAAGUAAUGACAUUGAUGUAAAUGUCACUUGAUUAUUGGUAAAAUUACGUGGAACAAUUGCAGGAACUUUAAUUGCAGUGCAUUGUAUUUCAAAUUAAGUGAUGUUAGUUCCACGUGAUUUGUCUUAGUAUCUAUAAGACUGCGACUUUUAAUUUGCGUUGAGUGUACCAAACGUUUCGUAAAAUUCCACGGCUUAUUUUAAACGCGUGAAGUAUGGCUUAACGAGAACUACUUCGUUACUGACUAGCUACUGUAUUAUAGAUUAAUGGAUGUCUAAUUGCAAUAUGUAACAUAUUUCCGUACAUUUAUCGUUCCUAAAAACGUAUAGGAAGUUCAGCAAAACGGUAUCGCUAUUACAUAAUUAAUCCUCGUGUUCUUUUUUUUAUCAUUGCAAAUCCGUUGAGAGAGGAUCUUUGCGAAAAUGUAAUCAAUGUACGGUUUUUAAAUCUAAAUAAAAGCGUAUUGUGGUGGUUUCUUUGUAAUUAGUUAUAAGGAUACUGACAAUGAAAUAUACAAUUUACUAAGCUGAUAAUUUAGAUAAAAAUCCGACAAUUUGUCAAUGUCAAAGGGAUUUUUGUACACGCAUACAUUCUGUUGAAGGAGACCAAUCGAAACACGAAAUCUGUUAAACUUAUUCAUUGUUAAUUUAAAAAAAUAUCCAUAUUUUGUACAAUACAAUCAUCAUUAAACAAGUAUAAGAGAAUAUAA